This is a messenger RNA of Miscanthus lutarioriparius, 942 nucleotides long. The record is from the annotation of a GenBank genome assembly. NCBI's taxonomy places the organism in Eukaryota, Viridiplantae, Streptophyta, Magnoliopsida, Poales, Poaceae.
AUGAGUACAUGCCCCCUCAUAUCCUUGCUCUCCUUGGACGACUUCAUCCCGUCCUCCAUCCAAGAGACCACGGGCAUCUUGGGCGUCGAGCAGAACUGCCUCGUCGUUGCGUCCCAGGUCCGCGACUCGCUCCUCAAUGACAAGGUCGCCGUGUUCCCACCCGAUCUGCUCCCGUACUUCGACUCCUACGGUGGGCCCAACCUCCUAUACGAGCUCCGCUUCCUGAACGCGCGCCAGCGCGCCAACGCCGCCAGGCACGCCAUCGACUACAGGCUCGAGCCCAAGGGCUCGUGGGAGGCCAUCGACGUGGAGGACCGCAUCGCGGGGCUAGAGCGCGCGCUGCAGGUGGUGGAGACCGAGUCCGGCAGGGUGUGCGUGGAGCUCGAGCUGGAGCGCGACAGGAAGAAGGCGGCUGGGGAGGGGGAGGGGGAGGAGGAGGACCCUGCCGCCUCGUGGCCCGGCGUCAUGGUGGUGCGGCUCCAGUACGACGAGGUCGCCGAGGCGACCACCGUCUUCAUGCUGCCGGUGCUCAGGGAGACGGACGGCGUCGCGGCCAUGGAGUCAACGCCCAGGCGGACCAAGACGGACGUGGACCUUGGCAUUGUGGAGGUAGACAAGGCGUGGGCGCGGUGGGCUGUGGUGCCCGGGUGGGGCCCCGUGGCCGAGGCAGCCGACGACGCCGUCGUCAUCGAGCUGGCCGACGGCCGGAGGCUGCCGUGGCGGACGGCCGAUGAGGAGCCAGUGCUGGUCAUUGCCAACCGGAGCAAGAAGGAGGUCGUGGAGCAGGGGAUAUACAUCUUCGAGAAGGAAGGCCGGCUUGUGGUGGAGAGGGGGAAGAAGCUGGCUGAGCAGGGCAUAGCUGUGGCGGCGGCCGAGGUGGUUAUCAUCGUCCGGCCGCCCAAGGACGAGGACGACAUGAUUAGCGACGAGGAGUGGGACUGA